GAACGUCUUCCUUGUGAAACAUGGCUGCGUCCUGAAACACGAACAGAGUUCUACUCAGAUUUUAUUUAUGUCCUUAUCAUAAUUAAAUAUCCGACUGAUUUGGUUUAAACUGUCUCGUUUAACAAGACAUUAAGUAAAUGCGUCAACGGUAUAAUAAACCGGAACUAAUACAGCGACUGUCACCGAAAAACAUUCGUUGUAUGAAAUCUUAGCGCUGAAAUAUGGAAGCAGUCGCGCUGUCACGUCAGAUUGCCAGUUUGCGUUUAAAGGACUGAGAUUCACUGACGACACCGUAAAAUAUCAUUUUCUCCCCCGGUUGGUUUCUGAAAAGCGAUGUUUAGUCCUGUAAAGUCUUCUUAUUCCAGGGUGAGCCCGUCGGUUGUAAACCGGGAGCUGGGGAAGACCAAGAUGAGAUAGCAAUAGGUGAAACUUUCAGUUUUCUCUAAACGAAACCUAACGAACAGGAGGUUUAUCAACACUAAACGUUGCGAAGAUGUUCGGGGAUCUGUUUGAGGAGGACGGGGACGGCUUUUCCUCCACACCUGGCACAGGUAAACCUGUGAAGGGGAGAGAGUGCGAACCUCCUCCACCCCGGGGAAAAGUCCAGCUGUGCGGGAUAAAGAAUCAGGGUGGCACUUGUUACCUGAACUCCCUCAUCCAGACUCUUCUGUUCACACCCGAGUUGAGAGAGGAACUCUUCAGUCUUGGACCGGAUGAAUUGGGUUGUCUGGCUGACAAGGACAACCCGGAGGCCAAGGUCCGUGUGAUCCCACUGGAACUUCAGAGUUUGUUUGCUCGUCUUUUGCUGGCGGACGAACAGACGGCCUCUACAACAGAUCUGACUGACAGCUUUGGAUGGACCAACAAUGAGGAAAUGGCUCAGCAGGAUGUUCAGGAGCUGAACCGGAUCCUGUUCAGCGCUCUAGAAAGCUCUUUAGUGGACACUUCGGGCAGCAGGCUCAUACACCGCCUGUACCACGGGACGCUUGUCAACCAGAUCACCUGCAAGGAAUGCGGCAACAUCAGUGAGAGACAGGAGGACUUUCUGGACCUGACAGUGUCCGUGCGGGGUGUGAGUGGACUGGAGGAGGCGCUGUGGAACAUGUUUGUGGAGGAAGAGCUCUUUGAGGGUAAUAACCUCUAUCGCUGCAGCAAAUGUGACCAGCUGGUCAGGGCUGCUAAGUCUGCUAAACUGAGGGAUCUGCCACCGUUCCUCACCAUUUCUCUUUUGAGGUUCAACUUCGACUUCGCCAAGUGUGAACGCUACAAAGAGACGGGAAGCUACGUCUUUCCUCUGACCUUCAAUCUCAGAGCGUUUUGUGAGCAGAGCAAUUGGUCAGACUCGGAGUAUUCGUACGAGCUCUUCUCUGUCAUCAUACACAAAGGAGGUUGUUACGGUGGCCAUUAUCACGUCUAUAUCAAAGAUGUGGAUCAGCUUGGCCACUGGGAGGCACCGGAUGAAGAUGUAAAAGUUAAGACAAAGACCUGGAGACAAGAGGCCAGAGUGACAGAAGACAAGAGUGAGAUUGAGAAUUCAGUGGACGCGGAUGAUCCGCUAUCUGUUCUGACCGCUAUUCUUGCUCAGGAGGAGUCAAACUCUGUGCUUGUGGAUCAGCUGGGACAAAAGCUGCUGAAUAAAACCGGCACACCGUGGAGCAAAAAAUACAAGAAACAGUACGGCACCAUCAGCAAGUUUCUGCAAAGCCAUCCGGAGGUGUUUCUGCUGGUCUCGAAUGGAACCCGUGUUGCUCUGAAGAGCGCUGCUCCUGCGGCGGCAGAAUCGGUUUCCACCGAACCGUUCAGUCCGACUGCAGCCGUCACGGAGACCACGGAGGCAGAAGCAUCAGACACAUCCGAUGGAUGCCACUGGUUCGAUCUGAAUGACUCCACUGUGACAGCCAUUACAGAGAAGGACAUAGAGAAACAGUUUCAGGGCAAAGAGAGCGCCUACAUGCUCUUCUACAGGAAGUCCACUAUGAAAAGACCUCAAGAGGCGAUAGGAAACGCUGGAUACAAAGUGCCGCCUCACCUACUGGAGAUGGUCCAAGAGGAGAACGCAAGACUUCUGCAGAGAAGAACCGAGUUUGACGCCACGAGUAACAGCAUCGAGGUGCGGCUGCAUCUGGCCCCUCGUUACCGCUGUGAGAACGGAGCUCUGCACCCCACGGCACCGAACAACGACUCCAUCAUCACAGUCACCUUUGAUCGCAGACAGACUGUGGGAGACCUGCGACUGGCCGUUUACCAGAUGCAGGAUCUUUGGGAUGGAGACAUGGCUUUGACUGUGGCUAAGAAUGUGCCGGCUGGAUUACACUUGUAUGACACGCUGACAGAUGACCAGAUGUCCCUGUAUAGUGCGGGCGUGUGUAAUGGCACUGAUCUCUUCGUGUGGAACGGAAGAGAAGUCAAUGGUGUGACGAUGCAGACCGGCGCUGAAUGGGAGCCGGUUUUGCUCACCGUCUUCCGUCCCUCCGCAGAGCAGCUGGGCUGUGAGGACGAGUCUGGGGUCGGGGAGGGCGACGCAGACGGUCUGGUGCGUUCCAUGAAAGCCUUCGCUGGCGGGGCCACACUGGGUACAGUGCUCGAGGCCUUAGGUCCCCAGGAGGCCCUGCUGUGCCAGGAACAGAGCCGCCCGGGGGCUGAUGGAGGCGGCGCCAGCGGCUGGAAGGUUUUUCCACCUCAGGACCUGCAGAGGACGCUGAGGGACUUGUCUCUGAAAGAUGGAGAUGCUUUACUGCUCCUGCAGCCGAAAGAACUGGACAGCAGUAUCUUCAACAUGAAUGGUGACAUUGUUACAGUGACGACGCCGUCAGACUGUCGGUGGCUGCAGGUGGAGUUUUGCCCACGGAGUGGGAUGCAGGAGGAAGAUGCGGAGCAGGACAAGAGGAGAAGUAAAGUCUCUGCCUCUGGAAAUAUGCUGCUGUCUGAGGUGAAAGCCAAAGCUCUCGAGGGACUUCAACUCCUGGAUAAACUCAAUGGUCUUGAGUGUUGUCUGAGACAGACGGACCGAUCUGGAAAACGUUUACCUCCAGUGCACGAGCAUCUGAGCGUACGGGAUGCGGGGAUCAGGUUGAUGACAUCACUCUUCCUGUGCCCCGGACCGGCACCAACAGCUCAACAGUUGUUUUUGUACUUCAGUGUUGGUCUAGCGCCCUCUGAUGGUCAGGAGCUGGAGGUCACUGUAGAGGAGUCGCUAACCGUUAAAGAGUGCCUUAAGAAAAUGUUGCUGAUGGCGAGACUUGAAGGUGACUCGUGGCAUUUGAGGCGAGUCGACUGGUGUGAAGAGAUCGGAGAGCCCCUUAUGGAUGAGAAUGCAUCUCUGAAAGAGGCAAAGGUUCUUCAUGGGGACACACUGGUGCUGGUGGAGGGGCAACUUCCUCCAAAGGGUUACCUUAAGCUGUCUGUCAGGAUGUCCAUGGAUCCGUUUGACAGCUCCAGCGUUCCAGAGCUAUACCAGGAGUUCCCUACAGAGUGCUCUGGAUCAGAGAUGAGAUUCGUUGGAUAUGUGGAGAUAUCCGAGGAGGCUUCAUUAGAUGACUUCAAGACUCAGGUGACAACUCUGCCGGCCCUUCAUGACGUGUGCGUGCCGAGCCCUGCGUUCUUGCGCGUGUGGAUGCUGGAGGGACGGAAACUGGCUCGUAUACUCCGAGGAAAACAGCAGACACUCAGGAAACUGAAGCUAGGGAAUGGGGCGGAGGUGUGUGUCCAGAGGUUGAUGAAAGAGGAGGACCUCGGGCUGAAGGAUUUGCUGCUGACGGUUCAGAUGGGGGUGCCCGGAGAGAAGGCGUAUUAUCCCGCAGAAGAGUUUUUGUGGGACGCCGGACGUGACGGGACCGCCAGGGGCCUGUAUGCCGCUUUGGCCACUCAGUACGGUCUCACUCCUGACAACCUGCUUCUGGCUAAACACCUGCCUGACAAACACACCUGGAUGCCCGUCUCCAACUGGACUCAGCAGGUCUCAAAACGGAAGAAGAAGAGGAAAGCCGAAGGUUUACAGGCAGCUCCUUUCUACCUGAAAGAUGGAGAUAUUAUAGGUGUCAAGAAUCUGCUAAUAGACACUAAUAAAGAAUUCAGCACUGUGCAGGAUGAGAUCGGACAGCAGAGACUCAGGGAAGAGGCAGCCAAUCACAAAACAAGGGAAAAUGCUGGCAGUGGGGAUUGUACACAAAACACAGGCCCUAAGAAGUCCGGCCCAACUAAGAACCGGAAACCAGAGGUGGCCUUGUCCAUUAAUGUUGGAUUGUUCAGGUAACCCAUGUGAAGAAGCACCUCGGAGCUGUUCAUUGGUCAGACACUGAAGAAGCCAAAACCAGUGGUGCCACGACAGAAACUCCACAGUGUCACGAUGUAGAGGCCGGCGUGAAGGCGGUGUCAAAGUGCUGCUUCACAAACAGCUUGUUUUUCAGAACUCGUGAACAAAAGAUUUCAUGGGCAAAAAGAUCUGAAAUCCAAACCUCAACUUAAGAUGCUUUUAGACUGGAGGACCAUUUUGAGUUAAUAUGGGAAUUUGUUUGAACUCUCAAGCCAACAAAGUGACGUCCUCUCAACAGAUUUCUUAAACAAAGUGACAUCUUGAAUCUCAGCCUUUUUAUGCAGUUCAUUAACAGUUCUCCAGCGAGACCAAGAGAGAACACGGGAUUUCUCUGCCUCACGUGUGUUGUAUGUGUGUGAAAUGAUGUGAAGAAAACCUUUGGGCUUAGUUUGUGUUUUCCUUUAAACGAGAUCAUCACAAUACUGUAUAACAGAUUUGGUUUACACAGAAAUCUGUUAUUUGUCAUUUGAAAUGUUUAUGCCUUUGAGACAUCAGGUCAUAGUAAAAGUCCAAAAUAUACAAAUUUUCUUUAUUAAAAAUGUUCUCAAAAUAAACACUUUGUUGUUAU
This is a messenger RNA of Triplophysa rosa, 4880 nucleotides long. It is a transcript of the gene usp40, whose product is annotated as ubiquitin specific peptidase 40. Gene Ontology annotation, biological process: protein deubiquitination. The transcript has 31 exons. NCBI's taxonomy places the organism in Eukaryota, Metazoa, Chordata, Actinopteri, Cypriniformes, Nemacheilidae. The record is from RefSeq and is a predicted model, not a curated record. Bases 494 to 4252 code for a protein of 1252 amino acids. Gene Ontology annotation, cellular component: cytosol; nucleus. Gene Ontology annotation, molecular function: cysteine-type endopeptidase activity; cysteine-type deubiquitinase activity.